Molecule: messenger RNA, 524 nt
Organism: Drosophila guanche
Lineage: Eukaryota; Metazoa; Arthropoda; Insecta; Diptera; Drosophilidae
Product: protein new-glue 1-like
Exons: 1
Coding region: 41-346 (101 amino acids)
Source: RefSeq, a predicted model, not a curated record
GCAAUUGUCAUCAGUUCAUCAGAGCAAUCGAUCCACCAACAUGAGGUACUCUUGCGUUCUCCUUCUCCUAGCCGUGUUCGGCUGUGUCCUCCUGCAGGAGACCAGGGCCACUGGCACUGCCACCACAACAGUGGCUGCUUCCACUACCACCACCACAUCCGCAUCGGCAACCACCACAACCACCUCCGCAGCGGCCACCACAACUACGGCCGCCUCAGACACGACCACAACCGCAGCCUCAACCUCUGGGGGCAAGAAGAAGGUGCGCCACUACAAGCGCAAGAUCCACGGGGGCAAGAAGAGGAUCGUCCGCCGCAGGAACAGGAACAGGAAAAACAGAGAAUAAACCUGAUACCUCAUACAAUGAUACGACUCCCGGAACCCAUGCUGACUCCUAGCGAAUCACCUGAUAAAAUAGCUUUUUUUUUGUGUAAUUUCAUAAGUACAUAUUGAUGGGCAUUGGGAAUGUCCUUUGUAUGUGCUCUAACCUUAAGGCAAAAAUAUAAAAUUGUAUAACAAAAUAA